AUGACUGAUAGAUUGACUCAAUUGCAAAUAUGCUUAGAUCAAAUGAUGGAGCAAUUCUGUGCUGCGCUGAAUUAUGUCGAUAAGAACCACGAUUUUGAGCCAGCGGAUGAGACUGAGAUGAAGAUGUCUGACCGGCACGCUACGGUAGCUCCUCCGGAAGAAUUCUCUAAUACAAUUGAUGAGUUGUCUACUGAUAUCAUCCUAAAGACCAGACAGAUCAUUAGGCUAAUAGAUUCUCUGCCGGGCGUUGAUGUCUCUACGGCAGAACAAUUGCAUAAGAUUGACACGUUACAGAAGGAAUUAGUCAAAGUUGAAGAGCAGAAGGUUGAGGCUAUUAUGAGAAAAGAGAAACUGAUGAAGGAUGUGAGCGGACUGAUUGCAUUUUUUGUCGGUGGUAUUUCAAGCUCCAGAGAAGCCCUUGCGCAACCAACUGAAUCGAAUGAACAGUAA
Torulaspora delbrueckii is the source of this 450-nucleotide messenger RNA. RefSeq names its product Srb7p (gene SRB7). Gene Ontology annotation, molecular function: transcription coregulator activity. Bases 1 to 450 code for a protein of 149 amino acids. Gene Ontology annotation, biological process: regulation of transcription by RNA polymerase II. Gene Ontology annotation, cellular component: mediator complex. The transcript has a single exon. NCBI's taxonomy places the organism in Eukaryota, Fungi, Ascomycota, Saccharomycetes, Saccharomycetales, Saccharomycetaceae. The record is from RefSeq and is a predicted model, not a curated record.